AUGGGUCCUAAAUCUGUUCAAAUCUCUCAAGUACCUGCCACCGAUGAUUUAAUAAAAUUAGAUAUUCCUAUUGAUGCACAGCCUAUUUCAGAUCCAAUCUGGAGGGGAGAUUUGCUCUUCUGCAAUAAAACUAUUGGACUUCUGGCCCAUUUGUCCAAUUUAGCAUCCCCCAAAGUUCGGGAGGAGACAGAACUUUUCCCAGAAGUGCUUUCCGCCGAUUUGCCUCCCAGAUCUGAGGUGUGGCCUAAUAGCUUCAAGAAGGAAGGACCAACUGAUAAGAGUAUUGCUCUUUAUUUCUUUCCCAAGGAUAAAAGAUUGUCUAUAAAGGCCUUUGACACGCUGGUUGAUGAUAUCAUUCGCACUGAAGCUGCCAUAAGAGUUGUGACUGAAAAUGCUAUGCUUUUAAUGUUUCCUUCCACCUUGCUUCCAAUACAACAUCAGAAAUUUCAAACCAAGUAUUACUUGUGGGGUGUCUUCAAAAAAAAGCAAACUUCAAAAGAGAAAUGA
Trifolium pratense (red clover) is the source of this 507-nucleotide messenger RNA. RefSeq lists its product as uncharacterized. Bases 1 to 507 code for a protein of 168 amino acids. Lineage: Eukaryota; Viridiplantae; Streptophyta; Magnoliopsida; Fabales; Fabaceae. The transcript is spliced from 4 exons. The record is from RefSeq and is a predicted model, not a curated record.